AUGACGACCUCGACCAUCAUUCCCAGGUUCCUCCUGCCGGCACUGAGCCCCAUGUGGCGUGCCGCAGCUGUCCGAUCGACCGGUCGUCCGGCCUCGGCGGCACUCCGUGGCAACGGUGUCUGGACCGUCCGAUACGCCUCGACGAAGUCCAGCGCCGGAGGCCCGAAGAAGAAGGGGCCCAUCGUUCUCGAGAAGCCAGCCAAGUUCAACCCACCUUCUCACGGCUCUAGACUGCCCAAGAGUGGCCCAAAGCACUAUGGCGGCCAGUUGAGCGCCCAGGAGAAGCAGGCGCAGCGCGUGAAAGACUACCCCGGCCUGAUGGCCCCCGAGGGAACGUGGGCGCACUGGUUUGUGAACAGUCGGGCGAUUCACCUGGUCAUCACCUUGGGAACUCUCACGACGCUGGCCAUUGCGAGCUUGUACCUCAACUUCACCCACACGUCUCCUUUCAAGCACCUUCUCCCUCCCGCUUCUGAGUUCUGGAGCCACCCGAUCGACUUCGUUGGGACCUGGAUUAGGGUCCUACAGCUGCACGAGCGCGAUCGCAACGAGAAAGCCAUUGCCAUGCACACACGCCACACCGACGACGUCGCGAAGCGUCAGUACUACCGCAAGGAGCACGGUCUGGACAAGGAGAACCCCAUUGCUAACUUCCUCGGCAUGAAAGAGGAGUCUGGCGAACCUGUUCCGGCUGCUGAUGCUUCGCCCGCGGCUGGAAAUGCCGAGGUGAAGCCCGCAGAGGGCGAGAAGAAGAAGAAGUGGUUUGGCAUCUUCUAA
Colletotrichum karsti is the source of this 777-nucleotide messenger RNA. RefSeq lists its product as uncharacterized. The coding region runs from base 1 to 777 and encodes 258 amino acids. The transcript is spliced from 2 exons. Lineage: Eukaryota; Fungi; Ascomycota; Sordariomycetes; Glomerellales; Glomerellaceae. The record is from RefSeq and is a predicted model, not a curated record.